Andrographis paniculata is the source of this 1692-nucleotide messenger RNA. RefSeq names its product FAM10 family protein At4g22670. Lineage: Eukaryota; Viridiplantae; Streptophyta; Magnoliopsida; Lamiales; Acanthaceae. Bases 215 to 1465 code for a protein of 416 amino acids. The record is from RefSeq and is a predicted model, not a curated record. Gene Ontology annotation, molecular function: Hsp70 protein binding; protein dimerization activity. The transcript is spliced from 11 exons.
AAGAUUAUCCGAAACCUAAACCGACGAGGAAGAAGCUACUAGAAGCAACCCCUUCUCCAUCGCCAUUCCACCUUAAACCUCUCCUCUCCACUACACUGUCUUCACAUCUUCCCUCCUUACGCCCCUCAAUUUUCUUCUGCUGCGUUUCAACCCAGUAGAACUCAAUUGCAAGCUACACCUACACCAGGGACUGCUUGAUCGGCAAGGAUUUGCAAUGGACGCAUCAAAGGUGAAUCAACUGAAGCAAUUCAUCGACCUCUGCCAAUCGAAUCCUUCGAUUCUCUCCGAUCCCUCGCUAUCGUUCUUCCGGGAUUACAUUGAGAGCCUUGGAGGAAAGAUUCCAUCACCUGGUGGGGAUUAUAAAGCGAAAUCUCAUGUAGCAUCUGACGAUGAAAUGGAUGAUGUUGAAGGGGGCACUAAUCCACCUCACGAAGAAGAAGAAGAAGAAGAAGAAGAACCUGAAAUAGUCGAGUCCGACAUUGAACUUGAUGAGAGUGAUGUUGUGGAGCCUGAUAAUGAACCUCCCCAAAAGAUGGGGAACCCGUCGCUCGAGGUAAGUGAAGCAGAUCGGGAUGCUUCUCAGGAGGCGAAAAUGCAGGCUAUGGAGGCAAUUUCUGAUGGUAAGCUUGACGAGGCAAUUGAGCAUCUCACUAAGGCUAUUAUGCUCAACCCAACAUCUGCAAUUAUGUAUGGAACCCGAGCUAGUGUGUAUAUCAAAAUGAAAAAACCGAAUGCUGCCAUUCGUGAUGCCACUGCAGCUUUGGAGAUUAACCCUGAUUCUGCCAAAGGGUAUAAAUCACGAGGCAUAGCACGAGCAAUGCUUGGGCAAUGGGAAGAGGCAGCUAAGGAUCUUCAUGUGGCUUCAAAGCUAGACUUUGAUGAGGAAAUUAAUGCUGUCCUUAAGAAGGUUGAGCCGAAUGCCCAUAAAAUUGAGGAGCAUCGCAGGAAAUAUGACAGGCUGCGGAAAGAGAGAGCAGAUAAGAAGUCUGAACGUGAGAGACAGCGUCGUCGAGCUGCAGCUCAGGCUGCAUAUGAGAAAGCUAAGAAAGAAGAGCAGUCAUCGUCGAGUGCAAGACCAGGAGGCAUGCCUGGUGGAUUCCCUGGUGGGAUGCCUGGAGGAUUUCCAGGUAUGCCUGGAGGCUUUCCUGGAGGUAUGCCUGGUGGUAUGCCUGGAGGAAUGCCCGGAGGCUUUCCUGGAGGUAUGCCUGGUGGUAUGCCUGGAGGAAUGCCUGGUGGCAUGCCCGGAGGCUUUCCUGGGGCCAUGCCUGGUGGUAUGCCGGGAAAUGUUGACUAUAGCAAAAUCUUGAAUGAUCCCGAAUUAAUGGCAGCAUUUAAAGAUCCUGAAGUGAUGGCUGCACUCCAAGAUGUAAUGAAAAAUCCUGCUAACCUAGCCAAGCAUCAAGCAAACCCAAAGGUCGCUCCAAUUAUUGGGAAAAUGAUGAACAAAUUUUCUGGUCCGCAGUGAAAAAAGAGAAAAAUUCCGGCUGGUUUGUCUCAUUUUCCUCUUUGUAUUUAUGUCUGGUGUCUUUGUGAUUUGGUGCGCUGCGUGUGUGCAGAGAACCUCAGUUGCCUCUGUGUGCUUGUUUUGUGCAGCUGUGAUCUGGGACGGGUAUUUUGCCGAUUGUCUUGACUUCUUAAACUAAUUUGCUGAUCUACAUUAAAUUUUAAUAAAAUGAUGCGAUGCUUAACUUA